CUUCCAGACUGUUAUUGCCAUUCCAACAACACGGCCGUCGCUGCAGUACCGCGCCAGGCAACUCGCACAGCCUAACAGAUAGACCUCGACCCGGACAGACACCAAAAUGCUCGCUUCGACAUCGCGCGCCGCCCUUCGCGGCUCUUUGAGGACGACCCGGUCCGCUGCCUUCUCUACAUCGGCUGUGUGGUCGAAGGACACCCCUGUCGUCGUUGAGCUCCUCCAGGACGUCGAGGGUAUCGGAUACCAAUACGACCGUGUCGCCGUCGCCCCCGGCCGUAUGAGGCACCAGCUCGCGCCGUGCCGACUCGCCCGCUACAUUCCUUGGAAGCGUGCUUCCCAGCGAUUGGAGCCCUUCAUCUCUGAGGCUUCCCGCCCUGCACCCAGUAACCUCGACCUCCUCGACGCGCCUUCGGGCAAGGCGCCUGAAGGAUACCAGCACAAGGAAGCGGUGCCCACACCGGAGGCGCUGCUCAACGCUCUUCACCUCAUUCCGCAAACGAUCACUUUUGAGCGCCGCACCGUCUCGCCCUCGACGCCAGCGCUGCACGGCUCGCUCACGCUCUCGGAUGUGCUCGACCGUCUGGUGCACGAGCACGGCAUCUCGGCAAAGGACGCCGAGGUGUCGUGGGUUGGUCAGGAGGGUGGUGCGCGCAUGAAGGAGCUGGGUACGUGGGCUGUGUCGGUGCAGCUUCGCGAGUUUGGCCGCGAGGAGGUGCGCAUCGAGGUCGAGGUUCUACCCGUGGUGGUCGGUAGUGGCGCACCAAACGUCCCCACCAUGCCGACGUUCGCGACGCGUGGGUUCCACUUUAGCCUGACGCCUGCUGUCCAGCGUCUGCUCAUCCGCGGCACACUCCUCGUCACGGCGGUCCUGCUCUGCCGCAGCCUGUUCUUCAGCAGCCCCAAGCGUCACGACUCGAUCCAGACGCACGGCGUUGUUGAGCGCGUCUUCCUGCAAGAAAAGGAGCUCGAUGUGUCCAAAUACCCUUUCCUGCAGAGUAGGAUAGGGCGCGAUUCGCGCCCCGACCUCUUCGACGAGGAGGUCACGGACGGUAUCUGGGACUUUUGGACGCGUUUCCAGCAACCUUUUAUCGCUGGUAGCGAGACAGCACACGAGGACACCCAGGUAAUGAAGGGUGUCAUUGACGACCUCCUCCAGUUCAACGGAUGGGUCGCGGCGAAGUGCCAGACGCUCGUGCGUCCCUUCAGCCAGUCGGUCGACGACAAGUACAACGACCUUGCCAACACCGACCACCUGUACUACAUCGCCUUAGUUGUCCACUCGGCCGACCACUUCCUGGUCGACCAGCUCGCCAUCAUUGUCCAGCUCGCGCGCCGCCUCGGUACGCGCCACAUCUUCGUGUCCAUGCUCGACCAGGGCUCAACGGACGCGACGCCGACGCUGAGCGACUUGUGCGAGGCCGUCUUGACCAUCCUCGGCAUUGCGUUCCGUAUUCGCCGCAUCGACCCCCUGACCAUCACCUACUACCCGCUCGAGGAGGCUGCUGUGCGCAACCUCGUGCUGGAGCCGCUCCACGAGCUCCAGCAGAAGCGCAACAUCAAGUUCCAUCGCGUUAUCUGGCUCAAGGGCUUCACCUGCCCCAUGGACGUGCUCGAGUCGCUGCGUGUGUCGGAGCAGAACAGCGCUGCCAUGGUCUGCGGUAUGGACUGGGCCGAGCACAACGGUUUCUUCAUCUUCUCGGACCGCUGGCGAACCCGUGACAUUGCGGGCGACCUGUUCCGCCAGGCUCGUUCCAGCUCCAAGCCCGAGGCCGGCCCUCCCCGUGACAAGGUCGGCACCGAGCGCUACGCCGAACAUCUCCCCUUCCAGGUCUUCUGCUGCGAGUCGGGCACGCACGUCGUCGACCCCGAGCAGUCUUACUACCGUGGCAUCAAGUACCGCGCUUCGCCCAACGCCCAGAACCUCACCGCUGAUGUCCCCACCGACCCCGAGACACCGUGCAUGGACUCUACCCAGAUGUGGUUCUGCCGCGACCUUUGGAUCGAUGCGUCGCGUGGCACUCCCACGGAGGGCAAGGGCCGUCGCGGUGCCGCCCGUUCUGGUCGCCGCAGCGGCAAGCGUGACGUGAUUGUUGAGAACAUUGCUCCUAUCCUGGGCGAGGCCGACCCGGGCCCGAACGCUGCCGCCGCCGCUGGCGACAAGAAGCGCGCCGACAAGCCCGCUCCCGCUGCUGGCAAGGAGCAUAUCGAGCGUCCCGCCGACCGAGAGGCCGCCAUCAAGGCUGCUGAGAACGAGGACCCGGCUGCGCAGCCCGCCAACCCUGUCAAGGAAGGACAGGACAGGGAGGAGGCGGCCGACGAGAACUCGGGCACCAACAUUGACGCCAUGGACGACACGAUCCCAGCACCCGAACCCAUCAUGCAGGAGGAGGACAUGUGGCUCAUCCCCAACUCGGAGUACCGCCCCGCGCGCAUCCUCGUCAACCCUCGUUGCUUGACAACAUACGGUGGUGUGUCGCACACGCAGCUUGCGCUCGACCUGUUCGGCGACCGCGACCGCGGUCUGAACUCGAAGGGCCGCUACAGCGUCGACGACUGGGCCGGCGCGCCCGACUCGUUCGUGUGCCAGGAGAUGCGUACGACUGGUGGCCGUACGGCGCCCAAGAGCCAGCGCCGUGUGAGCUUCAUCCUCCAGAACGAGCUGGAGAACUACCCUCAAAACUAG
Molecule: messenger RNA, 2686 nt
Organism: Vanrija pseudolonga
Lineage: Eukaryota; Fungi; Basidiomycota; Tremellomycetes; Trichosporonales; Trichosporonaceae
Exons: 6
Coding region: 107-2686 (859 amino acids)
Source: RefSeq, a predicted model, not a curated record